This is a messenger RNA of Coccomyxa subellipsoidea C-169, 2097 nucleotides long. RefSeq names its product granule-bound starch synthase. Gene Ontology annotation, molecular function: alpha-1,4-glucan glucosyltransferase (UDP-glucose donor) activity. NCBI's taxonomy places the organism in Eukaryota, Viridiplantae, Chlorophyta, Trebouxiophyceae, Coccomyxaceae. The coding region runs from base 1 to 1674 and encodes 557 amino acids. The record is from RefSeq and is a predicted model, not a curated record. The transcript is spliced from 13 exons.
AUGGUGUUCGCCCUACUCCUGCCUGCUGGCGUUCUACCUGACUGUCGCCAGCAAAUCACGCGUGCGUUGAACAUCGUGUUCGUGUCAGCCGAAGUGGCGCCGUGGUCAAAGACUGGUGGGCUCGGCGAUGUGGUCGGUGGACUGCCCAUCGAAUUGGCAAAAAGAGGGCACAAAGUCCUAUCAAUUGCACCGAGGUAUGACCAGUAUGCAGACGCUUGGGACACGAGCGUGUCCCUCAACAUAGACGGGGAGACAGUGCGCUUCUUCCACACCCGUGAGAAGGGGGUGGAUCGCGUCUGGGUAGACCAUGAGAGCUUCCUUGCCAAGGUGUGGGGCAAGACGGGCGCGAAGCUGUACGGGCAGAAGAGCGGGCGGGACUUCAACGACAACCAGAAGCGUUUCCUGCUCUUCUGCAAGGCCGCCCUGCAGGCGCUGCUGGUUCUGCCCUUCUCCCCGGGCAGCGACUCUGUCAUGGUCUGCAACGACUGGCACACCGCCAUCCUGCCAGUCCUGCUCAAGGAUGUGUACCAACCUGCCGGGCAAUUCCUGGACACCAAGGCUGCACUCUGCAUCCACAACAUUGCCUUCCAGGGCCGCUUCUGGAGGGAAUCUUUUGCAGACCUGGGGCUGCCAGCCAGCUCAGCAGCCAAGUUUGAGUUUGAGGACGGCUACAGCCGGAUAUUCACUGAGGACGAGCCGGACACAGAGGAGAAGGGGCGGGGCCUGGGCAAGAUGUAUAAGAAGAUCAACUGGCUGCGCGCUGGCAUCCUGUCCGCCGACAAGAUCCUCACCGUGUCGCCCAAUUAUGCUGCUGAGAUUGCAGCCAACCCCCAACUGGGCGUGGAGUUGGAUGAGGUCCUUAGGGAGGUGGGGGGUGCAGAGGGAAUUGUGAACGGUAUGGAUGUGACGGACUGGAACCCCGCGGUAGACAAGUUCCUGGACGUCAAGUUUGACGCAUCCACCCUUGAGGACGGCAAAGCGCUCGCCAAGGAGACCCUGCAGGCCGAGCUGGGACUCGACGAGGACCCGAGCAAGCCGCUGUUUGGCUUCAUCGGGCGGCUGGAGGAGCAGAAGGGCGUCGACAUCCUGCUGGCUGCUCUGCCCCAGAUUGCCCAGAAGGGCGACGUGCAGGUGGCGAUUCUGGGGACGGGGCGGAAGACGCUGGAGGCCCAGGUGAAGUCGCUGCAAAAGGAGCUGCCAGGUGUCGCCGGCGUGGUCAAGUUCUCCUCACCCCUUGCCCACCUCAUCACCGCCGGCGCGGAUUUCAUGCUGGUGCCGUCGCGCUUUGAGCCGUGCGGGCUGAUCCAGCUGCAUGCGAUGCAGUAUGGGACGGUUCCCUUGGUGUCCUCCGUGGGCGGCCUCGUCGACACUGUGAAAGAGGCCGUCACCGGAUUCCACAUGGGCUGCUUCGACCCCGAUGACAUGCUCCCGGCCGACGCUGCAGCCGUCGCCGAAACCGUUGCCAAGGCUGCGGAGGUGUUCCCGACGGAGCAGUUCAAAACGAUGCGCGCCAGGUGCAUAUCCCAGGAGCUGUCCUGGCAAGCGCCCGCCAAAAAAUGGGAGGCUGUUUUGGAGGGGCUCACAAACCCUUCAGAGGAGAACACGCAGCGGAAAGAGGCCGUGACAACUCCCGUCCAGAAAGUGGACGAUCCAGAGCUUGUAAAUGUGGCUUGAGAGCACUGUACUGCACUACACCGCACUCCAUGAGGGCCUAAAACAAAUUUUGACGGGUAGGAUCUGGCACAAGAGUGAAGAGCUUGGCUGCUGGGCCACAUACCUGCUGCUGGCGUCUUCUGCACUGUGCGAGUUCCUAUCAUGCUUUGCUGCUUGAGAGGCAUUUUGUUGAACGGAUGACUUCCCAGGAGUUCCCUUGGAGGGCAAGUUAGUUUCGAGCGCCAGACUGUCUGUUUGCUGAUUUUUGAGAAGAGAUACGGGAGUGAAUUGUUUUGAUCUUGCAUAUGAUGCUCAUUACUCUGUGCUGCCAAUUGCCGCUUUAGAUGCCGGUGUCAUGCAAUGGCGAUUGACUAAAAAGAUUUGAGGUACUGGCUUUUGCAAGUGAAAGUGCAAGUGAAAUAGAUGUAAUUGACUCUUGCAUGC